CCACUUGGAAUUAUAAUCUCUCCCCUCUCAAUUCCCAAUCCUCUGUUUACGCCCGCGUGGAAUCGAGUCCCUCUCCCAAACCGCUGCUCGAAAUCUGAGACCGUUGCCGUUGGCGCAACGAGGAUCCGAUCGCCAAUAUGGGAAAUCAGAGUAAACUCUCCCAGCAAGAGCUGGCGGACCUGCAAAAGGCCACCCAUUUCGACAAGAAGGAACUCCAGCAAUGGUACAAAGGCUUUCUAAAAGACUGCCCCUCGGGCAUGCUCACCAAAGAAGAAUUCCAGAAAAUAUAUAAGCAAUUCUUUCCCUUCGGCGACCCCUCAUCAUUUGCCGAUUACGUAUUCAAUGUGUUCGAUGCCGACAAAUCCGGGUCGAUCGAUUUCAAGGAGUUCAUAUGCGCGCUAAGCGUAACGAGCCGAGGGAAAAUGGAAGACAAACUGGACUGGGCAUUCCAGCUAUACGACAUUGAUGGCGACGGAAAGAUCAGCUACGACGAAAUGCUGGCGAUCGUGGAAGCCAUCUACAAAAUGGUUGGAUCCAUGGUGAAGUUACCCGAAGACGAAGACACGCCGGAAAAGCGCGUACGGAAAAUCUUCCGCAUGAUGGACAAGGACGAGAACGGCAGCCUGGACAUGGCCGAAUUCAAAGAGGGAUCGAAACGCGACGAGACCAUCGUUAGCGCCCUUUCACUAUACGAUGGGUUAGUGUGAUGACGUCUACCCCAACGAUCUUCCCCUCGCAAGAACUUGUGCGGGCUUCGGCGUUAAAUUCAGCUGUUUUGGGUACCUUUCUGGCGGA
Messenger RNA from Eremomyces bilateralis CBS 781.70, 795 nucleotides. RefSeq names its product neuronal calcium sensor 1. The transcript has 4 exons. Gene Ontology annotation, molecular function: calcium ion binding. NCBI's taxonomy places the organism in Eukaryota, Fungi, Ascomycota, Dothideomycetes, Eremomycetales, Eremomycetaceae. Bases 138 to 707 code for a protein of 189 amino acids. The record is from RefSeq and is a predicted model, not a curated record. Gene Ontology annotation, cellular component: intracellular membrane-bounded organelle; cytosol; membrane.